AUGGCACAGCGUGUGGCCUUCAUUACCGGAGGCAGUGGUGGGAUUGGACGAGCCACCGCUCACAAACUGGCCAGUCGGGGCAUCUCCAUCGUGGUGGCCGACAUGGACCAGCAACAAGGUGCAAAGGUGUCGGAGGAGGUGGCCAAGAAGUGGAAUGUCAAGACCAAGUUUCUCCAGCUCGAUGUCACGCAGGAGCAACAAGUCAAGGAUGCCAUCGCCGCGUCGACAGAAUGGACAGGGCGCCUCGACUACGCCGCCAACUGUGCCGGCAUCUGCGAGGCCAUAUGGGCUGAAGAGGAAAGCAUUACCACCGAGCUGUUCGAAAGAACAUACGCCAUCAACACCAAGGGUCUGUGGCUGUGUCAGAAAUACCAGGCGUUGCAGAUGAAGACCCAGGAUCCUCGUCCGAUCUCGUUCGAACCGGCAUGCCCUCACAACAUUCCAGGACAGCGAGGUUCCAUUGCCAACGUCGUCUCCAUCUCUGGCCUUCAAGCUGCCGGCCUGGCAGCAUACACACCCUCCAAGUAUGCUGCCAUUGGCGUGACCAAGAACGGAGCGAAGUUCUAUGGGCCAGACGGGAUCCGCGUCAAUGCUCUGUGUCCGGGGUGGACGUUGACCCAAAUGAUCGUGAAGUCGAUGGGCGCCGAAGGGACGAUCGGGUCAAAGGAGAACGAGGAGUCUCCGGUCAGUAAAGCGAUUGCCCUGCGAAGAAUGGCGUUUGCUGAGGAGCAAGCAAACGUCUUGAGUUUCUUGUUGAGUGACGAGAGCAGCUACAUGAACGGAUCGCUGGUGGUGAAUGAUGGCGGCUUCCACGACAUCCGGUGA
Messenger RNA from Fonsecaea erecta, 825 nucleotides. RefSeq lists its product as hypothetical. Gene Ontology annotation, molecular function: oxidoreductase activity, acting on the CH-OH group of donors, NAD or NADP as acceptor. The record is from RefSeq and is a predicted model, not a curated record. The transcript has 2 exons. Bases 1 to 825 code for a protein of 274 amino acids. NCBI's taxonomy places the organism in Eukaryota, Fungi, Ascomycota, Eurotiomycetes, Chaetothyriales, Herpotrichiellaceae.